AGUACCAUGCAUAUAAAUAAGCAUUGUAACUGAAUAACAACCCCAGCCCAAGCUUCUCUUCUCUUGCUCCUUCCAUCUCCCUUCGACCUUUCACACGCUCAAACAAACACCUUUGCCUGCCACCAACCAAAAUGGAAGAACAACAAUCUACACAACACCAAAACCAUGACUUCAUUUUCCGUUCCAAACUGCCCGACAUUUACAUUCCCACGCACCUCCCUCUCCACACUUACAUCUUCCAAAACAUCUCCCAAUUCAACAACCGACCCUGCCUCAUCAACGCCGCCACCGGAGAAUGCUUCACCUAUGCCGAAGUCCAACUCACCGCUCGCAGAGUCGCCGCCGGCCUCAACAAACUCGGCAUCCAGCGCGGCGACGUCAUCUUCCUUCUCCUCCGGAACUGCCCCCAGUUCGUCUUCGCAUUCCUGGGCUCCUCCUUCUGCGGCGCCAUGAUCACCACCGCUAACCCCUUCUACACUCCGGCGGAGGUGGCCAAGCAAGCCGCGGCCUCCAACGCCAAACUCAUCAUAACGCAGGCGUCCUACGUGGAUAAAGUGAAGGAUUUCGCGAGGGAAAACGACGUCAGAGUGAUGUGCGUUGACGCGGCGCCGGAAGGUUACCUUCACUUCUCGGAGUUGACGGAGGCAAACGAGAAAGACAUUCCCGGCGUUAAAAUAUCCCCGGACGAUGUGGUUGCGCUGCCGUAUUCUUCAGGAACGACGGGGAAUCCGAAGGGAGUGAUGCUAACGCACAAGGGGAUGGUUACGAGCGUGGCGCAACAAGUGGACGGAGAGAACCCUAAUCUGUAUAUACGCAGCGAGGACGUGGUGUUGUGCGUGCUUCCACUUUUCCAUAUUUAUGCUCUGAACAGUGUUUUGCUCUGUUCUCUUCGAGUUGGGGCUACCGUUUUGAUAAUGGCCGAAUUUGAUAUUGUUAAGUUGAUAGAGUUAGUUGAGAAACAGAGGGUAAGCGUGGCGGCUUUUGUGCCGCCCAUCGUAUUGGCGAUUGCGAAGAGUCGAGAUUUGCAGCGAUACGACCUGUCGUCGAUUCGAAUGAUUAUCUGUGGUGCAGCACCCGUGGGAGAGGAACUUGAGAAUUGUAUGAGGGCGAAACUACCCAACGCUAUAUUUGGUCAGGGUUACGGGAUGACAGAAGCGUUAGCUAUUUCAUACUGCUUAUCCUUUGCGAAGGAAGCAGUGGAAAUGAAAUCAGGUUCGAGCGGGAGCGUGGUAAGAAACGCGGAGAUGAAGAUCGUUCACCCUCAAACUGGUGCUUCGCUCCGUAGGAACAAAGCAGGUGAGAUUUGCAUCAGAGGCAACCAGAUCAUGAAAGGUUACCUAAACGACGAAGAGGCAACAAAAAAUACAAUAGAUAAGGAGGGAUGGUUGCAUACGGGUGAUAUUGGGUACAUGGAUGAUGAUGAUGAACUUUUCAUCGUUGAUCGAUUGAAGGAAUUGAUCAAAUACAAAGGAUUCCAAGUGGCUCCAGCGGAGUUGGAAGCCAUUCUAAUUGCUCACCCCAAUAUUUCAGAUGCUGCCAUUGUGGCCAUGAAGGAUGAAGUUGCAGGAGAAGUUCCAGUGGCGUUUGUUGUAAGAUCAAAAGGUUCUCAUAUAUCUGAGCAAGAAAUCAAGCAAUACAUCUCAAACCAGGUUGUGUUUUAUAAAAGAAUCAGCAAGGUUUUCUUUGUGGGCUCCAUUCCAAAGUCUGCCUCUGGAAAGAUCUUGCGAAGAAAAAUCACGGCAAGGCUUUGAGGCCAACCCUUCUCAAAAUGAAUUCAUAUCAUACGAAUAAGUUUUUCCUUCAUAUUAAAUAAAGAUGUAAGGGGUGAAAAUAGCAAGAAAAGGUGGGGAGAAUAGCCACCCCAAUCCUAUAACUAUUGGGCUUACGUUUUAACCACAGCCCAUAUUGAAUCCAAUAGAAUCUUGUAUGUGACGUAAAAAGUGACGUUAAUGUGACAAUGAGAUUGACCUGGACCAUCCAAAGUGGUGGUGGUAGGUGG
Molecule: messenger RNA, 1999 nt
Organism: Vigna radiata var. radiata (mung bean)
Lineage: Eukaryota; Viridiplantae; Streptophyta; Magnoliopsida; Fabales; Fabaceae
Product: 4-coumarate--CoA ligase 2-like
Exons: 5
Coding region: 132-1751 (539 amino acids)
Molecular function (GO): CoA-ligase activity
Source: RefSeq, a predicted model, not a curated record